GUCCUGUCCCGUCCGCUCGCUCGUCACAUUGGGCCUAGCAGGUUGGCUCUAGUGGCGCAGUCUGGGCACUUGGGCAACCAGCGCACGCGACCAGGCACCAAAUUUGGCAAGUGCGGAAACCAAGCCGUUGGUGCUGGCCAGACAGGCCAGAGGGAAUUGGAUUGGGAUGCAUUUUUCGAUCCAGGCACCCGGUCUGCCACUCCAGCCUCAACGGCCGGGUUGGAUCCCCCUGAGCCCCCCUGGCAGCCCUGGGGGAACCAACUGCAGGUCAGCACAGGGCUAGCAGGGCUAGCCGGGCUACUGCACCUAGACAGCCGCUGUUACGUGAGUGCUCCGUACUUUGUGGACGGGCCAAGUAGCUGGCCAAGGUUCGAGAAACGAGGUUCGUUUGGGCGACUGGGCUGUGGCCAACCUCGAGCCCGGCCCUCCACCCAUCCAAAACACCCUGGCCCACGUCUGGGGGCAGCACGCGACACAUUCCCUCAAGUAACAAUUUCUUUGACAUGCUCGGGGCGGAUCUACAUUUGGACAUGACUUACGGUGGGUACCCCUACCUUUGUCCUGAUCCUGCUGCUCCUGUUCUUGUUCAUCUGCAAGCGUCCUCCCCAUGGCAUCGUCCUCCUCGUUCCCUUUGAUCUGUGUUACGUUUUCCUGCAUGGAGGCCAUACUGGUUCUCGGGCGUUAUCGAUCGUGAUGUCUCUUCAGAGGUCGACAUCAUUCCUUUUUGCUCUUUUCUUCAUAUCCGUCGCCUCUACCAAGCUGCUGCACCUGGCACUGCACCUCGGCACCAUACCCAUCUACGCCUUCUUUCUGUACCUCCCCACCUUUUUCAUUCCAGAUGCCGCCCUCCUGAUCAUCACCCGGUUGUUGCUGCGAAGGGAGCGAGGCGUUAUUUCCUUUAUUGGUCUGCUUUUGGGGGUUUUUAUAUCGUGUAUCACAUAUGUUGCAGCAUCAUGCCAGAUUGGUUUCUUCACCAGAACGGGCGCAGACAUCCAGUGGUCGGCCGCCCGCACGGUCGCAAAGGAUAAAGAUGGAGUCGCUGUUCUCCUCAGCGAAAGCUCGAGCGUGCUCAUAGCAGCAGCUAUAAUAUUUGGCUUGGCAUUGUUCUCUCAUUCCUGGCUCUAUGAAGUGUCUGGGAAUAUCCUGAGGACUCUGGCAGGCCUCUGGCGUGCGACGUAUAAGCGGGACCCAGGCUCUACCCAGUCGAAAGAACGAGUUGCCGACCUUGAACACUCCCUUGACGAUAGUUAUUCGGAUUCGGACGAGACGAUUGUAUGGUCGGAAGGCGAGAGCUUCUUCGGCCGGGGGAAAGCAGAGGAGCAGCCCGUGGGGUUCUUUGGCCGUUUGCGCGCCUCGCUGAACAGAAGACUGAAAAGGAUCCCUCAGUGGAUGGUGCUACCCGCCACGGCGUCUGUCCUGGUAGUCUUACUGCUGACAAGGCCCUCCAAACCGUACAACCACAUAUCGACGACACUGCCGCUUCCGCUCUUGACCCUCGUCAGCUUCACGUUCGAGCCCUUCAGCCCAUGUGGUCCAGGAGAACGCCUAAUCGAAAACGAAUGGCCAUUACCGGAACUUAUUAGCAAGGCCCACUGGAAGCCAGCCCAUGAUAGCUUCAAGGGAUGGGCUCCAGGAGGAAUGAGCCCCCUGAUCGAGGAGUACCGGCAUAGGAUACCCGACUGGCUGCCAGUGCCAAUCCCGCCCGCAUUUGCUCGGUGGAACUCUACUGAGCCCGCAGAGGAGACGUUGUCGGUAAUCGAGAGGCCAAACGGGACCACGGCCGAUGCAAAUGGCACGACUAUGGCCUGUGGGCCGAUUCUCACGCGGCAGGCCGACUACAACCCUGUUGACGACCCCCUCCGGAUAACCAAUCUUGAUCAGGAUCCAAUUGAGCCCCUGCGAGUUGCACUGAAGGAUGGGAACGUGACCAUAAAGCACGUCGUUAUGAUCCAGAUGGAGUCGAUGCGCGAGGAAUUGUUCCCCUUGCAACAAGGGUCGCUGUGGCACAAGAUGAUUCUGGAGUCCCACCCCGAAGAGGAUCGUGACCAGGUCAACGAGAAAUUGUCGAAACUUACACCCAACUCCGAAAGGAUCACAGGCAAAGCUGGUGGAUUCACGAACUCGGCAGGCCAGCCUAUCGUCAGAGAUGAGGAGCCUCCGAGCUGGGCCACUUCCGUAGCAGAAGGGUUUGGCGGUCUCAACGUCGUUGGCGCGUUUACGGGAAGUUCUGUCUCAACAAAGUCCGUUGUCGGAAGCCAUUGUGGUGUUUGGCCCAUGGCCGUUGACGGCCUCGAAGAAUCCGAGAGCCAAGUGUAUCAGCCCUGUCUGCCGCAUCUGUUCGACAUGUUAUCCAGCAAGAAGAUCAACAAUACCGAUCUAGACAAGGGUGACAUGCGAAGCAGGCCAUGGGACCAUGGAUACUUCCAGGCUGUAACGGAUGACUACGAUCGACAAAACAUCAUGAACGACGAGAUGGGCUUCAGGGAUGUUGUGUCCAGGAAGACGUUACAGAAGGACGCCAAGAAUACCCCCGGGAUGGUGGAGCUGAACUACUUCGGAUAUGCAGAGACAUACUUGAAGCCGCACUUUGAUAAAUUUAUCGACCGAGCUCUUGUCAACGACACGAGGAUGUUCUUGAGCCAUUUCACCUCGACAACCCACCACCCUUGGAAGACACCCGCUGACUGGGCCACGGUCCGGUAUAUGGGCAAGAGCCACGGCGGAGUCAGCCACUUCGACUUCAACCAGUACUUGAACGCCAUCGCCUACCACGACGCAUGGCUUGGACAAAUGAUGCAGAUGAUCGAAGACAAGGGCAUCGCCAACGAGACCCUGGUGGUAUUUGUCGGGGAUCACGGCCAGGCCUUUCUCGAGGACACAUCGGUGACGGGCACGCUGGACAAUGCGCACGUAUCCAACUUCCGCGUGCCCAUCACGUUUCGGCACCCACACCUACCGCGCGUGCAGUACGAGGCCAACGCCACGUCCAUCAGCAUCCUCCCCACGAUCCUGGACCUGCUCGCGAGCACGGGGUCACUGAACGAGGAGGAUAGCAGGGCAGCGGUCGAUCUCGCCAACGACUACGAGGGCCAGUCACUCAUCAGGCCUUACAAGACACACGAGGGCGGCCGACGGGCGUGGAACUUUGGCGUGGUCAACCUGGGCGGCAGCGUGCUGACCGUCACGUCGGCUGACGCGCCGUGGAGGCUGGUGCUGCCGGUGGAGGCGAAGAACUCGAUAGAGUACCAGAUGUCGGACCUGCGGGCCGACCCUCUGGAGGUGGACCCGAUCAAGGGCUGGGACAUGGUGCACCUGAUCCUGGAUGCCCGCAAUAAAUACGGGAAAGAGGCCGCGACCUGGGCGGACGAGGCCGAGAAGGUGGCGCGGUGGUGGAUGCUGGAACGAAAGAGGCUUUGGAAAUACCAGUCCUCCAAAUAGAGAUUUAGACUAUGCGAGCAAUUACUUGUAUGAUUUUUGAAUGAUAUCACCUAUGCCCACGAG
Molecule: messenger RNA, 3501 nt
Organism: Diaporthe batatas
Lineage: Eukaryota; Fungi; Ascomycota; Sordariomycetes; Diaporthales; Diaporthaceae
Exons: 4
Coding region: 694-3438 (914 amino acids)
Source: RefSeq, a predicted model, not a curated record